AAAUAUCUGGACGUGCGGUGGGACCGAUCCUCCUGUUCGUCCGGCGGACGACAACCGGACCAAAAUCGAAUCUCCCGCGGCGUGUACUUUCCUUCCACCAUCCAGAGACGAAUACCGGAAGUAAAGCAAAAGAGAGGGGUAUCGCGAACCGGCGAAGCCUAAUAGCCGGGUCCCGACAAAGAGGCGCGUCUCCUUCGCAAAAAACGGAAGGACGAGAAAGCGAAGAACCACGGAAGAGUAAAGACGACCAGGAGAAACAGGAGGAGGAGGAGGAGAAGAAGAAGAAGAAGAAGAAGAAACAAACGUAGACGACAGGCGACAGAGAAGAAGAAAAAUAGAAAGGAGAAAUAGAAAGAAGGAAAAGAAGAGAUACACUGAGGUAAGAAAAUGAAGAGAAAAGAAAGAGAUGGAAAGAUAGAAGAAGGAAAGCGUAGGAGGAACGGCAAGAUAGAGAGUGGAAAGAACGUAUGGAGCAGUUUGGAGGAAGGAAGGAAGGCAGUCUCGGGGGCCGCAGCGAAGGGAGGCAGGAGGAUGCAAGAAGUACGAGGAGAAGGAGAAAAGAAGGAAGAGGAGUAGGAGUAAGCAAGGAGAAGGAGUAAGUAGGAAGGAGGAGGUCGUCGGUGGUGGAGAAGGAGGCGAAACGUGCAUGCAUGCAUGCAUGAGACAGGCAGGCGGACAAACAGGCAGGCAUACAGGCAGACAUAGAGGAGGAAGGCAGGCAAGGCAUAGAGGCAUACAGGCAGAUAGGCGAGUCGCUGCCGCAGCCGCAGCCGCGAUCGCGCGCUCCAAGAAGGGAAGUGGGGACAACAUAACACAGCGCGGCCGCGUGUGCAGACCGCUUUUGCAGAGCUUCGCUCGGCACACGGGGAAACGUUCCGCCUUGUACCGCUGCUGCUGGCUGCUGGCUGCUGCUGCUGGCUGCUGCUACUAGCUGCUGCUGCUGCUGCUGCUGCUGCUGCUGCUGCUGCCGCUGCUGCCUGCCGACUGUCGACUGCCGACUGCUACUCUCAGUCUGCCGGGCGGCCUCGUGCGCGCUUGGUUUCCAUCCGACGAAUCCGCGCGCCACGAAACUACCCGCGCUCGUUCUCGAGGCGGAACGGUCGAGCAAACGAUUACGAACGAACGAGCUAUAGGAGACGAGACGAAGGCGAGCGAGCGGGCGAGCGAACGAACGGACGAACGAUCGGACGAGCUCUCACAGGCCGUCGUCGUCGUCGUACGUUACAUCGCCGCCGAAAGCAUCGGCUCGGAAAACGAGAGGUGCUCGUCGUCACUCCUCGCCGGACGAUCGACGAGGAUCCGUGAGUGAGGCAGGUCGAGGAGCCGGCUCUCGUUCGCCGCGCGAAUCGUUGACGGCUCGAUAGCCGCCAAAGAGACCCCAGGGUGACCGCGUUUUCGCGCCUCGCCGCUGUUCUUCGUCGCUUAUCGUGUCCACGUGUUCCGCCAACUUUCACGAUUCGUCACGGUCGCAGGAACGGGGAAAAAAUAAAGAAAAAUAAGGAGGAAAAGACGAAGGGACAGAAAUGAGAGGAUGAUGUUAGUACGCGGGUGGUGAAUCAUCGAGUGACGUGAUCAUGAGACGAUUUUCAGUUCGGAAGCGGAAGACGCGUGUCUUUUGAAAUAAAAAGAGGAAAGAACAUAGACAGAGAGACGGAGUCCGAGAAAGCAAGCCGCUGGUGGUGCACAGGACAGGACACUCCGUUGGUGCUGUUCCAGGCUGGGGACCACACGCCGGAACGAAACGGAACAGAAACACGUCGCUUCUUCUACAGGUGUUUCGAAUCGAUUUCUCGGCUUCCGCCAAACGCUCUUUUCCCCUCGUUGUCGCGCCGUGCUUUUCCUCGUGGAUGGUGUGAUGUUCAGUGAGUUUCCUUCACCGGACACGUGAUCCGCUACUCUCGCACUGAUCCUGUCUCUCGCUCUCGUCGCGUGCCUCUUUCGGCAUUACAGUUUCUCUCGAGAGUCGCGUUUAUCGGACGUGAAGUUUCACCGGACACACGGAUUCCACGCGGAUCGUUAAUAUUCCAUCGAGAACGAGAAAGGACAGUGUCCCUUUACCGUAAGCCAGUUGUCUUAAAACCUGACACGAGUGUCAGUUAUUUCGAAUCGUUCUAAUUCCAUUCUAUAUGACAGGAAAUUAAGCAAGAAGAAAGAAAGGAAAAAAGAGACGAUCGUAAAAUUUUCAAUCGCGAGGAAGUCGGUAAAAUACAAAGGCGGUCGUUCCGAUGGAUCUUGACAGGCGGUGUGUCGCGUCACAACGACGUGUACGUGAAACUUUCUCGCGAAAAUGCAACCGAUAUUAAUCGCGUGCGAUCUCGCGUGGCACCGUCUCCGCGCGUCCUUAUAGUCGCGUGACACCGAUUCUCGGCGCAGAGCUCAGGUUGGACGUGGAACGGGCCGCCCCGUAACCGAAUUUUACGUCUUACGCACAGAGGCAGAUGGGACGUUACGUGAAAGACAUAUAAACAAAAUUUCGGAAUUCAGAAAAUCUUUUCGACUCGAGUUCUACUCGGUGGUUCCAUACACGUACAUAUAUAUAUAUAUACACAUACAGACUACGUCUCAACGUAAACUAGAUACACGUAAACGUAUACACGCUAUACAUAUAUACAGUACAGAGACGUAAGUGACAGAGUGGCCCGGUUAACAGUCGGUUCGAAAGGAGCCGGCACACGACUCGAGUUGGGGGAUCGUGACUGUAAACGAUCGAACGUUUCAGCGAAACGGUGUGUUAAAUGACGAGGUGGCCUAAGAGGUGGAGGUGGUGGUGGCCCGAUACGUGGUAAAACGGUCCGGACGAGAUUCGGGGAAAAGGACGGUCGCCACCGGACGGGGAAGAAGCGACAGCGGCGUGGCAGAUGAGAUGUGAAGCACGAGGACUACGCGGCGUGGAGCUGGCAGGAGCGAAGGCGGAAGUUAAGAAGCCAAAGCUGCCGAAGGCGGUCGCAGGGGCGGCGGUAGCUCGAGGGGGCACCUGGCGGGGGCCGCCUGAGAUGACGACCCUGCGACGGGGUAUCGUGGCACCCCGGUACAACACUUACGUCCUGGUUUCGCUGAUCGGACUAUUGCUUCAGACCCAGUCCGCCACGGGCGGCAUAUGCUGGUCUUCCAUCAGUAACGGUCGUUGUAAGGAAUUGUUGUCACAAGGAGUGACGAAGGAAGAUUGUUGCGCGUCGAACGCAGCGGCAGCGACCGCAUACUCCGAGGAAGACCUCGAUAGUGGAAGUCUCUUUUUCUGGAAGGUACUUGGAGGAGGUGUCCAGUGUCGUCCUUGCAGAGAAAGCUGCACGGAAGUAAGGUGCGAGGAAGGGAAGAAGUGCGUGGUGCGUAGAGGAAGACCAAGGUGCGUGUGCAGUCCUGAGUGCAAGGCACCAAGAGGAGGAGGUCCAGUUUGUGGGACAGACGGCAAGAGCUACAAAAAUUUGUGCAGACUGAAGAAACGCGCUUGCAAGAAGGGAAGCCACGAACUAGCGGUUGCCUAUAACGGCCACUGCCAAAGUUCGUGCGCACGAGUCCGGUGCGGCCAAGGCCGGAGCUGCGUGCUGGACCAGAACCUGAGCCCGCACUGCGUGAGGUGCGCCCGCAGGUGCCCCCAGCCGCCCCCGCAACAGCGAGCCGCCGCACGCCCCGUUUGCGGGGCCGACGGAAACACCUACAAGAGUGCCUGCCACCUGCGACUUGCCGCCUGCCGCGCAGGUCGCGCCAUUCCCGUCGCCUAUAAGGGCCACUGCAAACAGAACGCAGACUGUACGACGAUUCGUUGUCGCGAGGGGCAGACGUGUCUAUCGGAGAUGAAGUCGGGCCGACCACGUUGCGUGACCUGUACCUAUCGGUGUCCCCGGAAGCGGGAGCGCGUCCGGAACCGGACACACCGUGAUCGAGAUCCAUCGGCGACCAUGUUGUGUGCCACCAACAAUAUCACCUAUCCAAGCUGGUGUCACAUCGUCAAGGACGCCUGCGCUACCGGCUUCGUCCUCGAGACGCGACACGCCGGCCCCUGCAACGCCUACGACACCUCUCCUCUCUAUAUCGAGGAGGACAACACCUCGAGCAACUACGGCGUCGAUCUGGCGGAUGAGGACGCGAGAUUCGAGGACGCCGAAUCCCUCUCGUACAACGGGCAGACGCAUCGUUCUUUGGCGUUGUCGUAGCGCGCGAUCGAUCGAUCGAUCGGUCGAUCCUGUUCGCCAACACGACACGAGUCGUAGAUUUCUCCAUAGGUGCUCGCUCGAAGGAACCACGCGGAUAGGUGAAACGUGUCGCAAACGGAGAGAUAUCCUCCGAUCCAUUCGCGAAUCCACGAACGAUCCACGCGGAUAAUCGAAAAGUAAUCGGAUGAAAUUCAUUCGUUCGCGGAUCUACGUGGCCGAUCGAAGAAUAAUAAGUUAAAAUUCAUCAAUUCGCGGAUCUACGAACGAUCGACGUGGGCGAUCGAAUAAAAUCGAUCGAAGAAUAAAAUUCAACGUGAAAGAAUCAGACGACUACCGCGUCCAAUUCUCUAGAACCGAUCUAGAUCGUAUUAAGGAAAUGUCACGCGAGAUAUCGUGUGAAUUUCCGCUCGAACUUCCGGAGAACUCGAGGAACGACGCGUAACAGACAUGUUCGCGCUUCCUCUUCGCAGGUUAUACAAGAGCGUACAUAUAUGAACGCCAUUAAAAUCGCGUGGAUGCACGAGCGGCGAGAUUCGUGCCGGAUAAUGUAGAUUAAGGGCAGAUCAGUAUUCUUUUCUCCGUUUUCGGGAGGAUUUCGAGGUUUCGCAGGUUCGUUCGCGUACAAGUGACGAUUUCUUUUUGUUUUUUUUUUUUUUUUUUUUUUUUUCAUUCGAAAGGAAGCGGAAAACUGGCGAAUCGAGACUAAUUUAACACUUUCGUGAUCGAAGCGCGCGAUUUGCUACCAGUCGGGAGCCAUUCGCGCAGGUUUGUAUCUAUUGUCUCGGUGUACAUAAGUAUUUCACGAGUUUGACGCAGACAAUUGCGUAAGAAAUUGAUUAUUUCGCAUUUUGAGAACGUUUGAUAGUGUCGUCGGUUGUUCGAAUAGAAAAAUAUCUGAAUUUUUAAAAUUUCCAUAGUACUUUCUGUGAAAAAGGUAUUUUAGAAGUAUCAUUGGUGAAUUUAUUACAAAGAUAAAGUGUUUCUCCGAUGUUUUUAAGAGUACAAUGUUGGUGUAUAUGUUAACUCCGGUCGAUGAAAAUCACUAUUAUAAUAUAGAUAGUGUACGAAUUAAGCGAAGUUGUAAAUUGCUGUAAGUAUUGUUUCGUCAUCUGCUUUCUUUCUUUUGCCUUUUUAGCGUUAUUUUUAUUCGGAUCAGUUUUAAUCGAUAAUGUACCACAGUGUUCUUUUGUAUUAAUUUAUUAUAAUGUUAAUUAAUUUAUUGUUCGAAAUAAUAUGAAUAAACGAAGUCUGAUUGGAAAAUCGUGUUCAAAACUUCAACAUAAUACCAGCUUUUUAAUUUUCUUAUUUUAACAGGAUACACGGUGUAACGUGAACUUUUAUUGCCAACGCGUAUAUAAAAUACAUUUAUAUCAUACGGAGAUAGUAACGCGAUACAAGUCAAGUACGUGAAAAGUAAGCUUGUAAUAUUUUUAUUAUCGUAAUAUUAUUAUUAUUUUCAAUGUUUUCAUCCAUGCACGUUUUUAGCCCACGACUGCCGUUUAAUAUUGUAGAAUUCUGUACAUAGCACGUUUACUUUACGUUUAUACAUUAUUUCUUAACGUUAGGAUCGUAAAUCUCUCAUCGAUACUAAAGAGUAACAUUUACUAAUCCAGCAACAUUCAUUCACUAAUAUCGUUUAAACUGUCUGGUUACAUGUAUCGUAAUAAUAAUUCGCUUUAACCAAUUACAGCCAUACAAUUGUAUUGGCUCCUGACGAUGUAUCUAACAUUCGUUUUCAUAAAAUAAUCGCGAAAGUGUUAAUGACGUCGAUGAGUAAUAACCAUUCAUGAUCUUUUCGAGAAAACUUUCAAAUUAAUCAAUCCAUGUGCUUACUAUGGUUCGACGAGUAUUAUGUAAGUAGAUCAUUUUAGGAACUCAAAGAAUACGGAGCUAAUCCGAAAGCUUAAACGACUUAAGCAAGUUUCGCAGGACUAAUCGUUAGACCGCGGAUUUUUAUGCAUUUAUGAGAAAUUUAAAGAUGUAAAAAUACACAGAAAAUAUAUAAAAUAUUCAACUAAUUCUCCGCUUAGGUUCCAUUUUUCUAGUCGUGUUUAUAAGAUACGAAUUUGCAUAAAUAUCCACAGUCUAUUAAUCACAGUCACUUCAUACAAAUAUCCAGACGGCCGAAUUUAUCUUUACGAUUUUAAUUCGCAUAACUGGCUGGCUAUCGUUACAUCGUGCAAACUAGUUACACUUUAUUGAAAUAUUGCUUCUUCGUUAACACAUCGUGGAUAACGUUGGCCAUUAAUCGGUUAAUCUCUUGCCUUAUAAUAUCGUGUAACACUCGUGAUACGGCAAAUGAUCGACAUUCAACAAAGGCACGUUGUAUUUUCCAUUUUAAUUUUAAUUUCAUAAGUAGAUCGACAAUUUCAUAAUUAUUAAUUAACGCGAACUGAACAAAAAUAAAGUAAAUAAAUCGUGAGGCAAGGGGUUAAGAUUAAAUCACGAAAAUAUGAUCAUGUCGAAGCGCGUAAACGCUGUUGAAGCUUUGAGCGCAAACGUUAUUCGAAGAAAACCAGGCACAACGAUGGCUGAAUAAAAUCUUAGAGGUUAAAACUGAAUGCAAUAAGGAAAUUGCAGGUAUCGUAUACCGGCGACGUUCAGCUAGAAAAUAUUUGUCCGUGAUAAAACUCGCCAGGUAGUCGCACAGCGCGCAUUAGAAAAGUUACGGGAAUUUUUCACUGAAAUUGCGUCCUUGAAGAGGAAGGAAGAAAAUAGAAAACCGGUGUGGGGACAUGAUGUAUGCAUGAAUAUUUAUCCGUUACGAAGUUAAUAGAGUAGAGCGGUCGAACGAUGAAAAAGAUUUUCAAAAAGAGGCAGGAAAGACUGAAAAGCGGAGAGUGAAAUUAAAUUUAACGAAGCUUAUGGGAUCGACGGUAAUUUAUGAAAUUACAGUACGCGAUGUGUUAAUGGAUUUUAUAGCAGAGAUUGUAAUUUCAUCUAAAAGAGAAUAGGUGAUGUUUGAUGAUUUUAUUUAUUUAUUUAUUGUAACUGUUUCUAUGUGGAAUUAUUUAUUCUAAUUUGUGGAAUUUAUGAUCUAUUAUUAGUUCUUGUUGAGCAUGUUUGCCUGUUCUCUUUGGUUAUAUAAUUAUCAAUGUUGAAGCUUGGAAUAAUUUUAUAAAAUUGAUAAAGAUUCAUUGUGAGAAAAUUUUUUCCAGAAAAAAGGAGGAUGAUAUCUCUACUCUAAAGAAACAGAUGUUUAAUUAUGAGAAAUUAAAAUCGAAAGUUCCAUCAUCUUAAAAUUUAGCUUACAUUUUUUGUAAAGAGAAAAUGCUGACUUCGAAAUGCGAGUUACUUUCUAAAAGAUUCUGAUCGAGUUUAUGUUCCUUUCCUUUUAAAAUUCAGAUAGAAGAUUAAUUCUGAACGAAUCAGUAUUAUUCAAUUUUAUGUGAUGCAAGCAUAUACUAUGUGGAAUUAUAAUAAACGACCAAGCUGAAUCAGGAUUAACUCACAAGGAUCACUUGUUAACAAUCACUAGCAUUCGUUCAUUUCUUAUACUAAAGAAACAAAUACUAAACGCAACAAGGAUUAUAAAUUAUCAAAACAGUACGAUUUUUCCAAAUUUCGUAGCAGUUCAAAAAUUUUCUUUAAAAAUUUACAGAUUCUUUCGCUUCUUGGUCUUCGAUGAGUUAAAUAAUAUUUUUUUUUUUCUUUUCGUCAAAUCGACAAACUUUCAUUCCACAUUCAACGUAAUAUUAUACGAUAUUUCUGAUUCUUAAAUGAUAACUAGAAUUCCAUAUUGAUAUCGUUUCAUUUUCACUACCGUGUAUGUAUCAAUAAUUUUAUCCGCAUCGACCAGAAACCACUUUGUGCUCAGAAAUGGCAUUUAACGAUCGUGCGUUUAAGUUACGUGUUCUUAAAUACAUGUACAAUAUUAGACAGACCAUAUCUUCGAUAUCAGACAGCACCAUUUCCAAUCGUUUCAAUGCCUCCAGUCUGGCGCCAGUAGAAUUCCCAUAAUAUUCGUACUUAAUUUAUGUUAGUUUUACGACUUGCGUUAACAGCUCUGCUUAUUCGCUUACGUUAACAGCUCUCUGCUUAUUCGCUUGCGUUUUAUUGGUUACAGUUACGUAUCUCACAUUUUUUUCGAUAUUGUCAACGUUCUACGUGUAUCAUUUUUCAUCACUAUGACCAGGUUAGUUAUCAGCUACUAUGCGAUUAAAUUAAUAGGAAUAUAGAGGAAGAAAAAGAUCCAUGAAUAAGACAAUUUAACGAAGAAUGAUAGAAUGGUCCUGAUUAAAUUAUUGAUACGAUAUUCUGGCGUAUGAUUUUCUUCGAAUGGCCAGUUAAAAUUAAACGAGUUUUUUUUCUUUAAAAGAAAAAUUAAACACUGCAUGGGAGAUAUAGAAUUUUUAAUUAUCCAGAAAAGAUUGUUGAAGAAUUUUUUAUUAUUUUUGUGAUAGAAAUUGAUUAUAUUUUUAAUAUUGUGUAUUAUUAAUAUUAAAAUUGAACAUGUUUUAAUUUGUUAACGUUAUCUGUGUUAUUUAAUAUUUUUCAAAAUGGUUUAAUUUUUAUGUAAAAAAGAUCGUUAUUAUUUUAUGAAGAAAUUUUUAACGAAAAGCUUAUAAAAUUCUGUGCAAUUUUUCUUUGUAAUUUAUUUAUUAGAAAACGUGUCUAUUUGAUAUAUUGUUUAAAUUGUUACGUAUUAUCGCCUUCUUCUUUUCUAUCAUUUUUACUUUACUUACUCGGUUCUUUGUUCAUUAAAUUCUGUCCCAUGGGACUGAUUUUGCGGAAUGCAAACUGCUCCGUAGCUAUCCCCACGAAACAAUUAACGUUCCUGACAGGCGCAAAAGUGUUCCAAGAAAGGGGGAAACGUCGCGACACCCCGCAUCAUGAAAAUACAAGAUUGGAAUUGCUUUGCGAUAAUGCCAAUUGUCGCUUGAAGGGUGAAACAAUUUCUCAAAUAUUCAUACAAGGAAACAUGAUCCUCUGGCAUCUCGAACGAUCACCAUGUUGUUAAAGUGUCGUUUGUUUUCUGUUAUUGUUUCGGAAACAGGAAAUGUUCAUUCGUUCGGAACAACUGCAAAUAAUUUUUCGAUUAUGAUAUUUAAAAUUCGCGAUUCCAGUUACAUACAAUAAUUUUACAAUAAUUAUACAAUAAUUUUAUAUACAUUAAUUCUAUACAAUAAUUUUAAUCAUAGAUAAUUGUCCAUCCGUGUUAUUCUUUUAUUUAUUCGUUGUUCUAAAUAAAAUUAGAUUUCGAUUCGAAAUAUAAAAUAUAAAAAAACAUUUUUAACGUUUUAAUGUAUUAAUAUAAAAUUAAUUUUUUCGGGACCAAAUAUUUUCUGGUCCGAGAGAAAAUUGUCCUUUUUAAACCAAUUAUUAAUAAUAGAAACAGAUUUUCUGUCAAUGUAUUUUUGAAAAAAGACCUGAUGUACUAAAAUUUCAAACAAAUAAUAUCUUGUCGAAGUACAACCACACGUAUACGUGUGUAUAUGACAGACAUUCGACCGUGAAAUGGUUCAAUUAAGAAACAAAGUACAUUGAUAACAAUUCUUUCAUGUUUCCGCAAACUUAAGAAAACACAAGAAAACGUAACAGCGCCAAAUAUGUUGCAAUCAAAAGAAUUAUUAAAUAUCAAAACAACGUGAACGUCACGAUCUAUAUAACACGAUACUUUAAAGACAAGAAUCUAUGUUAUUUGAAUCGUUGCAAUUCGAAGACAAGAAAACCAUCGAAUAUAAAGAUUCCAGCUGGAUAAUUUCAUUCUUGCAGGGUGACGCGUGCGAUAGUAUUACAGAAUUCGAAUGGCAAUAAAUUUAUGCUUAUUUCGACAUUUACGCGACCACUUGAGCAAUCUCGUAUUGGAUAUUUCUAUUCAACCUUUGUCUUAUGUAUUCUAUUCGUCUAUUUCGAGGCUACGUGAACCGGAAUGGACGUUUGAUCCGAUGAGACCUGUCUAUCGUUGUUAGAAGCAAGGUGUAUUCGAUAAAAUCAUAGGGUAACGCCGAAACGACAAACAAGUAAAAGAUACGCGAACGAGAUGUUGGUGACACUUAGCUUUAAAGAACAGUGUCUAUUACCUGUGAACGGUGAAAUCGUUUUUAGAUGGAAACGCAAUUAUAUGCGAUAAUAUAGUUCCUGUAUUAUAUAUAUAAAUUUAAUAUAAAUUAUUCUAUUAGUAGCUUUAGAUUAUUCUAACAGUAGUACGUUGUACGAACCAAAAAUUGCACGUCACAUUAAUAUCUGUCGUAAUUGUCCUUUCGAUGUUCAUUCAAACUAACUCUCGUAACUCGCGAGCGUUUAAAAGUCUGCUCGAAAGUUUUGUUCGGGAGAUGUUGAUUCGAGUACUGGCGACCAUCGAAACGAGAGGAAAACAGUAUAUUAUACGAGAAUAUAUGGUAACGUCGAGCAAGAGACAAUCUAAAAAACAACAUUAUCUAACAGAUAAUUAUCUACAUUCACUGUUUCUCUUUUGAUCAAGUCGGAGACAACGUAGUAGAAGAGAAAGAUAGAAGAAAAUUAUCAAUGAAAUUUCGGCAAAAAUGUUUGACGUGUUUCCCUGAGUUUUUAGGAAAGAAAAUCUUGCAUUGGCUUGUUAUUAUAUAAUUUCGAGAUUCGAUUUACAUAUCCUAUUUAUUUUCGCUAAAUAUUAUUAUUAUGGAACUUCAUUUUCAGUGAGACGUUUGUAAUAAAUUCUAUAUUUGAUUCGUUACUAUAAUAACUUAUUUAAUAACGGAGUAUGGAUUAAUAUUAUAAUUCUCGAUUAAAUUAUAACGUUGUUAGUAUUCAUCAAGACUGUGCUUUCAAUUAAUUUAUUGCGAUACUUGAUUUAAACAUGUUGCCAUUUCGCUGCUUCGUGUAAGAAACUAACGCAUAUAAUUAAAAUAUCUGACAUCGUUUCGUAAUAAUUCUAUGCACUAACCGAGAUAAAAGAUAAAUAUCAUUUACAUAAACACAGGCGCAGGUAUUUCUAUACAAUAAAUAUAUAAUGGAGGCGGACACCGAGUAUAAUUUCAAACGUGUUUGAGAAAAAAUGGCAAUUUCAUCAUAUACUUCCUAAACUCGUGACAUAAGUUAUGUUAUGUUAUGUAUAACAAAUGAACGUUUAUAUUGGUAUCUUUAGUGACGCAAUGAAAGUAAGUAGAACCUUUAAGAAACGAAACUUACUUUUGUUUUUCAUUUAUGAAACACACGGUACAAUAUCUUAAAGAAAAGCUCAAACAACGUAUAAAGUAUUAUCUAAAUAUAAUUUUCACUUAUAUGUAUAAAAAAGGAACAGAAAAGUUAUUUUGUAAAUGUUUAUUUAUUGUCGUGUUUAGUUAGGAAGUAUAUGAUAUAUUUAAUGUGUUCAUGAAAAAAUUAGUUCAAAUCACACUCUUCAAAAUACAGUUGACACAAAAAUAUCAUACCACAUUUACGUCGAAACAUAUAGUGUUAAACUUGUGAUAUAAUACAAACAGAAAAUAUAUCAAUAGUUUAAUCUUCAUUAGAUAAGAGAGAAAAACAAAGUAAUGUCUUUUUCUCUGAGAGAAACAAGGAAAAAAGCGGUGAAAAACCAGAAUAAUUGAAUCUUUCUCUCUCAAAAUACGAAGCUCGGAUUCAUAUUUGAAAAAGAGAAAAAGGAAAGUGACAAGAAAAUUACAGUAGCACGACUUUUAAAGCACACAACAUACAGUUUAAUUUCUACUAAUAUCUCUGCGAUUAUAGCUCGAGUUCAAGAAUUGCAAUUGUCCAUAUGAUUUUCCACAACACGUGUACGAUAUAUAGCAUAUCGCAUGAUUUACAUUAAAUCUGUAUAAUUAAUACAAGACAAACCGACGAAUACAAUAGAUGAUAAAGUAGGAAGCUGCUGUAAAUUAAAUUAAGUGUAUCUUAGCUUCCAAAUAAUUUAAAAACAAUUUAAAAACUUACGAAGUUGUCGCUCAGCGAGACGUAGAAAAAUGGAGGAACGCGAAGUCAGGAAUGCAGAAUGUUUCAAAGAUAGAACCCAUGCACUGCCGUGUACCUAAAAUAAUCGACAGUAAUCACUGUAAAGAGUAUAUAACAUCGAAACUGCAGUCGUGAAGUCUACAGACGUAAACAGAAUAGCCUAAUAAUCAUUGAUUAAUUCCUUAAGUUUCGAGAAUGCUUUAUCUAGACGGUAACGAAGUGGUUUUAACUUAUAAAUAAAUGAAACGAGUAAAUAAAUGAAUUUAUAUAAUGUAUACAUACUAUAUGUAUUUAUGAGAACGAUCUAUGUAUACAUGUACCGCGCGUAUAUGUGUAUAUAAAUAUGUGUGUGUAUGCAUGUAUGUGAAUGUAUAUACAUACAUAUACAUAUAUAUAUAUAUGUGUGUGUGUAUAUCGGUUAGCAACUACUUUCAAGACUGUCGAACAUCAUAGGUGUAUAAAUGUUUAAAUAAAUUAUUAUAACGUGGCAAUCAUUCUUUCCUGUAAUUAUUUCUCUAUUUCCUCUAGUUCUUCCUCUUUUCUUUUCCAUUCAUUAGAUGUUUCAUAAUAUGUACAUUGAUUCAUAAAUGUAGAGAUCAUUGGACAUAGACGAUUUCACAAGUUUUAUAAAUGAUAUAUUUUAAAAGUUCAAAAGUUCAGUCUUUUCCAAUUUUCAUAUUUAAUAUUCAUUCGUUUCU
This is a messenger RNA of Bombus huntii, 12721 nucleotides long. RefSeq names its product follistatin-A. The record is from RefSeq and is a predicted model, not a curated record. Gene Ontology annotation, molecular function: extracellular matrix binding; protein binding; collagen binding. The transcript has 6 exons. Gene Ontology annotation, biological process: anatomical structure development. Bases 2859 to 4151 code for a protein of 430 amino acids. Lineage: Eukaryota; Metazoa; Arthropoda; Insecta; Hymenoptera; Apidae.